Molecule: messenger RNA, 1117 nt
Organism: Papilio xuthus (Asian swallowtail)
Lineage: Eukaryota; Metazoa; Arthropoda; Insecta; Lepidoptera; Papilionidae
Product: androgen-dependent TFPI-regulating protein
Exons: 5
Coding region: 83-802 (239 amino acids)
Cellular component (GO): membrane; endomembrane system
Source: RefSeq, a predicted model, not a curated record
UGGAUGGCAGUGGUCGGGUCAGUGGUAUAUUUCCUAAAGGUGUUGAUAUAAAAAAUUCCAUAAAAGAAAUAAAAAAAGAGUCAUGGAAGAUUAUAUAUAUUAUAGAAUUUUCGGAUAUGCUGCAACUAUAAUAAUGCAUCUCUCAAACAUAUAUUUUAUGGCGAAAGGAAUAAAGAAAGAACAUUUGGAUGAUCCGGUGCUAAAAUCUUUUAGUAAUUUACAGGCCAGAUACUUCACCUGUUGGACAUUUGGUCUACAAAUCAUCUACGCGGUAAUUGGUCUUAUCUGUGAUUUUUCAACUUUAAGAAACAAGAAAAAUAUAAGCUACAAACUACCAAAACAUUUAAAAGGCUUGAGAGAUACAUUAUUCGCUGCGAUUAUUUGGCCCUCAACUUUUCUUGUUUUCACAGUAUUUUGGUCGUUAUUCCUUUACAAUAGGGAUCUCAUUCUUCCGGCAAGUAUAGACAAAGUGCUGACCCCGAUAUCUAACCACGUGAUACACACAGCUAUAGUGCCAGUUGUGCUUUGGGAACUUCUGUUUCGACCGAGGCUCGAACCCAAGUCACAUUUAAGAUAUGUCGCGCAUAGUGUGUUUCAUCUUUUUGUUUAUUUACUAGUAUUAACGUACACAUAUUUAGAACGAGGUAUGUGGAUCUAUCCAGUAUUAACAAAGGCCUAUGGAACAAUUUACUUUCCGAUUAUUUGUGCUGUUAUGUUAUUUAUUAAGAUAUUCUCAUACUUCAUGCAAUGGAAAUUAAAUAAUAUUGUACAUGGAAAAUAUAUAAAUAAGAAACCACUAUGAUAUUAUUUCCCAAUAUAAAGAUUUAUUAUGUUGGUAAUUCGAAGUUUUUCCUCGAAUAGGUGGAAGAGUAAUGGAGUGAUUUCGUAAACAGGGUAAUGGUUAAAUAUGUGAUGUAUGAAUAUAUAACUGAAUGUACAUUUUGAUAUAUUAUGCUUGUGUAAAUUAAAAGAAGUAAAUACAUAUAUGUAUAUAUACGUGAAAUUAAAAAUUUUAAGUAACGAUAAAAACUUGAUUGUUUUUUACUUAUUAUUGUAUAUUGUUAAAAUCUGAUCAAAUAAUAAUUUAGUAAUAAAAUUAUAUAUUUUGUAGUAUAUA